Elgaria multicarinata webbii is the source of this 2191-nucleotide messenger RNA. RefSeq names its product coiled-coil domain containing 97 (gene CCDC97). The coding region runs from base 45 to 1586 and encodes 513 amino acids. NCBI's taxonomy places the organism in Eukaryota, Metazoa, Chordata, Lepidosauria, Squamata, Anguidae. The transcript is spliced from 5 exons. The record is from RefSeq and is a predicted model, not a curated record.
UGGUUUGUUCGGCUUUCCUCCGCGAACGAGAUCGGUGGCGCGGGAUGGAAGUAAGAGGGGCUGACCCUCUCGAGCCGCCCUCCCCGAGUGUUAACUCUCUAAGGAACGUAGAGCAAGGGAAUUCAGACGACACUUCCACCGUAGAGAUGCAGGGGAGAUGUCUCCCAGACAAAAUUGAGGCUGCGGAACCGCUCCACUCUGCAGAAGAGGCGAUGGAAAUUCUGGCUACCAAAGCCUGUUCUCCGAAGAGCAAUGGGGUUCCUGAUGUGUCUUUACAAGUGUCCCGUGGGGAUGAAUCGAAGCCAGGGGUCCCGGGUGCAUAUAGCUUUCCAGCAGCAAACAGCUGCCCGAUGACCCAGCGUCACUGGGGAGAAGAGAUGUCGGGGGUCCCAGACUCACACAGUUACCCCUUGAGUAGAAAUGGAGCAUCUAAAAUGUCCUCUCGUCGGGACGGGCAGUUGUGGAAUUCAGCUUCAAAUAGGUCCACCAGCUGUGGCAUUGAAGCCCAGAUCUUUCUCCUCACAGGCCUGGGCCCUCUCCCCUCCUGCUGGGGCGAGUUCCAGAAUAAAACCCCAACUGCCAAUCACGCAAACGAAGCCACGGAACCAUCUCACCCAGUCAAAGGAUCGCCGGAGACUGUGGCUUCUGAAGACAGCAGCCCUGACCGAGAGGAGGCCUCUGAUGUCACACCAUCCCACUGGGAUGGUGGAAAGCGACAGCCCGUUGGCUCCAAACUGGCAGCCCCUGGACCCGUUCAGGAUGACGAUCCCGCUGUCCUAGCCAUGUUCCGCGCGGUGGCCAGCAGCCGCUUGGCCGUGCGGAGCCAACAGAAGGAUGAGCCGGAUUUCACGCCCACGCAGAAAUUGGCCAUCUUGCAGGAUUUGUACCGCACCAAGCCCCUGGUCUUCCUGGAGCGCUUCCGAACGGCCCUGCGAGAGGAACACCUGCCAUGCUUCCAGCAUCUGUCUGGCAAUUACGAGGCCGAUUUCUACUGCGCCGAAGUGCGCAGGGCCGGCCUGGGCAAAACGCGGCACACCCGGGUUCGGAACAAGCGCUACGCCGCUCUGCAGCAGCUCAUCCGAGACGGGGAAUACUUCAGCGACGAGCAGAUGCGUUGCCGGGACCCGCUCCUUUACGAACAGUACAUCGGGCAGUACCUGAGCGAGGAGGAGUUGCAGGCGCUGGGCAGCAGCAAGCUAGAGGCUGCCGGCUCGCUCUCCGGCGUCCUGCUGGACUCCUACCAGGAGCAGGUGAUCCAGCGGCGGCUGCAGGUCCAGCAGGAGCUGGAAGAGGCCUGCGAGGAGGAGGAGGAGGAAGAUAGUGACGACGAUGAUGGGGAAGACAAGGCCUCUGACCCUGGCAUGGAGGAGUGGGUCCCUGACCAGGAGGAGAAAGCAAUUCUGCGGGAAGAGUUCACCAGCCGAAUGUACCAGCGCUUCCUGGACGGCAAGGACGGGGACUUUAAUUACAGUGAGGUCGAUGAGAACCCAGACUUUGACAACCUGGACAUCGUAACCCGGGACGAGGAGGAGCGCUACUUUGACGGGGAGGAGCCGGAAGAAGCGGAUGCCAUGGAGGCGGAGUAGAUGCCGCUGAGAUCCUGGCCCCAAGGUGGAGGUGAGGGCCCCUGGACCCAGCAGGGGGAUGGACGCAGAGUGGGACGCGUUUUGUCUUCCUACCCUAUUGGGUAACAUUCAUCCUGGCCAAGUUGGGGGGUCAGCCCCACAGGGACCGGAGGCGCAGCUCCACAGCGGAGUGGGUGAAGUGCCGUUGCCAUCCGAGGGGAUGCCAGAAGCAUCUUCUGAACCCUGCAAGCUUCUCCCGAGUCCCUUCCCUGGCUCUGCUUCCCAGUCGCUACCAGGAGAAGAACGCUGACAGAGGGCAAGUCCCUCUUGAGGACCGGACACCUGCGAUCCGGAUUUGAAGUGCCAAGGCAGACCUCGCUGUCUUCUCUGGGGUGACUCUCUCACGUCUUUACGAUCCUAUUGCAGAGGCGUGAUUUGGACUCUUCCUCGAGUCUGCAGCUUCCCCUUGACUUGCAAGUAACGGGACUCUGUGUUAGGGAUGGCGCCGGCCUCGAGCCCGGGUGAGACGUCGCUAUAAGGCGGCUCCUGCUGCGUUGCUUGGUGGAGCGUCGUGUGUCCAGUGAUUUCUCCAGCUUUUGGCAGUUGAAAAUAAAUCUUUUGAGUAA